CGGGCGGCGCGGAAGCGGCGGCGGCGCGGCCGGGGCAGCCAUGUCGCCAUUGUCUGCGGCGCGGGCGGCCCUGCGGGUCUACGCGGCAGGCGCCGCGGUGAUCCUGGCGCAGCUGCUGCGGCGCUGCCGCGGGGGCUUCCUGGAGCCAGUUUUCCCCCCACAACCUGACCGUGUUGCUAUAGUGACGGGAGGGACAGAUGGCAUCGGCUAUUCUACGGCGAAGCAUCUGGCAAGACUUGGCAUGCAAGUUAUCAUAGCUGGAAAUAAUGACAGCAAAGCCAAACAAGUUGUAAGCAAAAUAAAAGAAGAAACGUUGAACGACAAAGUGGAAUUUUUAUACUGUGACUUGGCUUCCAUGACGUCCAUCCGGCAGUUUGUGCAGAAGUUCAAGAUGAAGAAGAUUCCUCUCCAUGUCCUGAUCAACAAUGCUGGGGUGAUGAUGGUCCCUCAGAGGAAAACCAGAGAUGGAUUCGAAGAACAUUUCGGCCUGAACUACCUGGGGCACUUCCUGCUGACCAACCUUCUCCUGGAUACGCUGAGAGAGUCUGGGUCCCUUGGCCACUGUGCGAGGGUGGUCACCGUCUCCUCUGCCACCCAUUACGUCGCUGAGCUGAACAUGGACGACCUUCAGAGCAGUGCCUGCUACUCACCCCACACAGCCUACGCCCAGAGCAAACUGGCCCUUGUCCUGUUCACCUACCACCUCCAGGGGCUGCUGACGGCUGAGGGAAGCCACGUGACCGCCAAUGUGGUGGACCCCGGGGUGGUCAACACGGACCUCUACCGGCAUGUGUUCUGGGGCACCCGUCUGGUGAAGAAGCUUCUCGGCUGGUUGCUUUUCAAGACCCCCAAUGAAGGAGCGUGGACUUCCAUCUACGCAGCGGUCACCCCAGAGCUGGAAGGAGUUGGUGGCCGUUACCUAUACAAUGAGAAAGAGACAAAGUCCCUCCAUGUCACCUACAACCAGAAACUGCAGCAGCAGCUGUGGUCUAAGAGUUGUGAGAUGACUGGGGUCCUUGAUGUGACCCUGUGAUAUCCUGUCUCAGGAUAGCUGCUGCCCCAAGAAACACAUUGCACCUGCCAAUAGCUUGUGGGUCUGUGAAGACUGUGGUGUUUGAGUUUCUCACACCCACCUGCCCACAGGGCUCUCUCCUCUAGUUUUGAGACAGCUGUCUCAACCUCUGCAGGACUUCAAGAAGCCAAAGAAACAUUUUGGAGGAUAAUCACCCCAGGUGGUCCUCAAGCCAUAAACUUUGUGAUUCCAAAGUGCCCAAUUGUCACAGGUGCCAUAAAUAAUUACAUUUUCCAACAUAAAUAUGCCGUUUUCCUUGCCGUGUUAAGUACAACUGAGUACAAAAGUUCCAAGAGAGAUGACCUCUUUUCAGGGGCUGCAAUAUCCUCUCUGAGACCUAGUGGUGGAUGAGGUCUCCUGUUUGAUUUUGUUCCUGCAUGCACUCAUUUUUCCAGAGACCCAGCUGUGAUUCACAGGUGUCGGACAUGGGGAGGUGUGAGCCUUGCUUGCUACAGCCUGUAGGAUGAGUUUGAUGUGGCCAGCAGCACCAUCUGGUCAACCUCAUUCCAGAAUGGCACAGUCACAAGUGAAGCAUGCCACUGUCAAAUCCGAGAAUGUAAACCACUGAACAGCUAUGGAUCAAAUGGUAGCCCUCAAAAGAUAUGUUCAUGCCCUAACCCUCAGAACCUACAAAUAUUACUUCAUUUGGAAAAGAAUCUUUCUUUGCAGAUAGAAUUAAGAAUUUUGACAUGGGUCAUUAUGGAUCAUCCAGUGAACCCAGUGCCAUCACGAGGGUUAUCAGAGACAGGUAGAGGGAGAUGUGAGUACAGAAGACAAGAUGUUCUAGUGAUGAUGCAGGCAGAGACUGGAGUGAUGUGGCCACAAGCCAAGCAAUGCCUGGAGCCACCAGGAGCUGGGACAGGCAGGAAGGAUUCUCCCUUACACCCCUCAGAGCAAUCUCGGCCCUUCUGACAUCUUGACUUUAGACUUCUGGUCUCCAGAACAGAGAGAGAAUAAAUCUUUCUUGUUUUAAGGUUCCAACAAAUUGGUAGUCACUUGUUACAGCAACCACAGGAAACAUAUACAGCUUCUGAUACUUCUGAAAACCUCACACAGCCAAAGGGUACAUCCUUGGUAUAGAGGCUCACUCUUACCAGCCGGGCAAGGAAGGCUCAAUCCUUUGGUGUUAGAGAGAUAGGUGUUGGGUUUUCAAAUUUCAACAUGGAGAAAUGAGUCAUUUGCAAUGCUUUUGAGAAAGUACUGUGUAUACCCUACGAGCCUGCACUCCUUAUGUGUGAGACUGAUGACCAUUGGUUGGCUUAUUAUCCAUUCCCCUAAGUGACAAAAUCCCACUGACUAUUCAAAUCCAACAUUAGCUCCUGGCAUGCUUGUACCUUAGAAUCAUAACCAGCUGCCAUUCCAGGAUGGAGUUCAAACUAAUUGCGGGGGCACGUGCUUCUUACAUGACUGCUAGAUUGUUCCCAGAUGGGUAAAGUUGCCCUGAUAAGCAACUUAAAUGAAAAUAAUAAGUGUAUUUGGCCUCUUUAAAAAAAAUCAGUCAUUCUCCGGGAAUGGGUUGGUCACCACAGAUGGUGAUUUUCCUUGGUAGAUAACCAGGAUGCCUGGAUUUCUGUUGUUCCUUUACAGAAAACCAGGAAUUUUAUGUCAUGGACCCACUAGACAAGGGACCUUCCUUGGUACGAAAGGAUAAGAAAUGUGGAUUUGUUCCCUGGGAUAUUCACAUUAGAUGCACACUACCCACUGGUGUAAGCUCAGCCGAGAUAGAGGAUGAGGAGACCUAAAGUCAGGCAAGCAAGCUUUACUGAGCUGCUUGGCUGCUCCGCCAGUUAGAGGAGGCAGCCCUGCUUACAGACUAUAGCAGGGUUUUAAAGGGCCAGAAACAGGGUGGGGGAUCUGAGUUGAGGGUGCAGGAGGACUGGGUUGGGGUGUGGGAGCUGAGUAGGGGGUACAAGUGUCUUGACCACAUCCUGGAGAUGUUUUUUGCCAGCUUUGUUAUGCGAGGUUCACAGACAUGUUAACCACAUCCUUUAACUGUCUGGACAAACAGUUACUGGAGGGGUCAGUGAAGGGGGGUGUUUUUUCUUUAGCCCUGGGGGAGCCGUGCAGAGAGUGCAAGGGACUGUAUUGUAAGGCCUGUGGAAGGGGAAGGGAACGGUCUGGUUGGGGUGACCCUAACAAUUGGUAUGCUUGUUUUAGGCAGAGCUCAGAACUCAACACACAGGACUCUCGAUGCAGAGAGAAUGAGCUCAAACCCCUUCUGCAGAAAGACCCAGACUCUGUGCAGAAUGUCCGCUUAGAUCUUGAGACCCUUCAUAGGAAAACCGUGAGUGAUACCACCAGGCUAACAGGCCACGAAGGAGAGCCUGCCAGAGGUUACAAGGAACAAUGAAACUUGCAGGAAACACACAUGAUAUUGACCUCCCUAGUGUAGCUGGACUCAUGGUGCUGCAGGGAGACGUGAAGCCCAAUGGUGAGAACCUGCAACAAGAUUUGUGGUGCGGGGGUCUGCCCCGCAGACCCUGACCAAGUGACGGAUGAAUGAAGUACACUGACACACAGCUAUUUUGCUUUGCCAGUUUGGCUGAGCGUCCGAGCCACUUAGUAGCAGCCGUGGCCUUGAUCAGUCAGCAAGACUUGCAUUUAUUCAGUAAAGAUUAAUUGACAAAGGUCGUGAGUCAACACCACCAGAGGGAAAUUGACAUUGUGGACUUCCCUAAGUGGAAAGCAAUUAAGCACCUGCAAUAGAUCAAAGGUUAGUCUUAGGACCACAUGGGUAAACAAGUUAGUUAAACUCCCCACAUUCCUUUGCUUCUACUCUAACUUGUUUAACUAAAGGUAAGGGGACUAGGCUGCCUUCAGCCAGGUUUAUUACCGAAGUUAUGCAAACUCUCAGGCCUUCCCAGAGGGUUUGUGGCUAUUAUAACUAAAUUUUCCUCACCAGCCUGACUAAACCCCUACAUCUGGAUCUGUAGAGGCCCUGACAUCACAUCUGCCAAGCUCCCCAUGGGGCUUAGGUCUCUGUGUGAAGAUGACAUAGACAGUCCCAUGAGAUGGCUGUGUGUUCAAAUAGCCCAUUUCAGGUUAUGACAUUGAUCAGUUUUCCAGGCCUGCUGUAACAAGUAACCACAACUAGGGGCCUCAAGACAAAGGGAAUUAUUUUUCCUCUCCCAGCUCUGGAGACGAGAAAAUUGAAAUCAAGGUGUCUCAGGGCUCUGCUCCAUCUGGAGGCUGUAGGGAAGGAUCAGUUCCUGCCUCUCUUAGUUCCUGGGAGCUCCAGGCAUCCCUUUGGCUUGUGGUUGCAUCACUCCAGUGUCACAUGCAUGUAAUCCCAGCUACUUGGGAGGCUGAGACAGGAGAAUUUCUUGAACCCAGGAGGUGGAGGUUGUGGUGAGCCGAGAUCUCGCCAUCGCAUCUCAGCCUGGGCAACAAGAGCAAAACUCUCAAAAGAUCCUCAUUUCCAAAUAAAGUCUCAUUCCCAGGCUCUGGGUAUUAUGAUAUAGAGAGAUCUUUUUGGGAGACCACAGUUCAGUCCACUACAAUUGUGUCCAGUUCCAUCCAGAGGCUCUAGGAGAGGAUCCUUCCUGCCUGUCUCAGCUCCUGGGGGCUCCAGGCAUCCCUGGGCUUGUGGCCACAUCACAGCAGUCUCUGCCUCUGUCUCCACGUGGACUUCUCCUCUGUGUCUGUGUGUCUUCUUCUGUCUCUUAGGACACCUGUCCUUGGAUUUAGGGCCCACCCUACUCCAGAAUCUCAUCUCAAGAUCUUUAACUCAUUGCAAUUUCAAAGAUCCUUAUUUCCAAAUAAGAUCUCAUUCCCAGGCUCUGGGUAUUAGGAUAUAGACAGAUCUUUUUGGGAGACCACAGUUGUCUACUACAGUUGUGUCCAGUUCCAUCCAGAGGCUCUAAGAGAGGAUCAUUCCUGCCCCUCCCAUCUCCUGGGGGCUCCAGACAUUCCUUGGGCUUGUGGCUGCAUCACUCCAGUCUCUGCCUCCGUCUCCACGUGGCCUUCUCUGUGUCUGUGUCUCUUCUUCUGUCUCUUAGGACACCUCUCAUUGGAUUUAGGGCCCACCCUACUCCAGGAUGAUAUCAAGAUCUUUAACUCAUUGUAUCUUCAAAGAUCUUUAUUUCCAAAUAAGGUCUCGUUCCCAGGCUCUGGAUAUUAGGAUAUAUACAGAUCUUUUUGGGAGACCACAGUUCAGUCCACUACAGUUGUGUCCAGUUCCAUCCAGAGGCUCUAGGAGAGGAUCCUUCCUGCCUCUCCGAGCUCCUGGGGUCUCCAGACAUCCCUGAGCUUGUGGCUGCAUCACUGCAGUCUCUGCCUCUGUCUCCACGUGGCCUUCUCCUCUGUGUCUGUGUGUCGUCUUCUGUCUCUUAGGACACCUGUCAUUGGAUUUAGGGCCCACCUUACUCCAGGAUGAUCUCAUCUCAAGAUCUUUAAUUCACUGCAUCUUCAAAGAUCCUUAUUUCCAAGUAAGUUGUCAUUCCCAGGCUCUGGGUAUUAGGGUAUAGACAGAUCUUUUUGGGAGACCACAGUUCAGUCCACUACAAUUGUGUCCAGUUCCCUCCAGAGGCUCUAGGAGAGGAUCUUUUCUGCCUCUCCCAUCUCCUGGGGGCUUCAGGCAUCCCUGGGCUUGUGGCCGCGUCACUGCACUCUCUGCCUCUGUCUCCACAUGACCGUGGCCUUCUCCCUGUAUCUGUGUCUCUUCUUGUUUCUAAUAAGGACAUUUGAUAUUGGAAUUAUGGCCCACCUAGAUAAUCCAGAUGAUCUCAUUUCAAGAUCCUUUACUCAAUGACACCUGCCAAGACCCUUUCUGUGAAUAAGAUCCCAUUCACGGAUACCAGGGAUUAGGCCUUACUCUUUUUGAAAGACACUAUUCAAUCUACUAUUGGCCACAGGAACCAGAUGCCAUGAGAGUGCGGAAAAUAUUCUUUCCAUUUCUAGAGACCUGGAAAGCCACAGAGGUGGAUAACUUCUGUUAUCUACACCCCAAGUUUCAUGAGUCUGCACCCUGUGUAACUCACACAGGGUCCCCACGCACGGAAGGGCGCCAUAUUGAUUUAACUCUCUGCUGCCACCACCUGGAAAUUGUUAAUUAGGUUUGAACAAGGAGUCCGUCUUCUCAUUUUGCACUGAGCUUACCAUUGGUGUAGCCAUCUCUGCUCAUGCCUCUUCCCUCUUCAAGGACAGGCAUUGUGUCCUGUCCUUGAAACUGGACCUCCCCAAUCCCCAGUGAGCCUUGUGUAAAACCACUGGUGAGCUCAGGCCUCUAACUAUCUGUGACAGUCUCCCCAAAUAUCCAGGAAAGCUAGUGGGCUUUUGCUGCUCACUGGGCCAACCUCUGAAAAUGACUGACGGUCAGCCCCAUCCCCAAGAAAGUUCUGCAGUUAAUUCUGGGCAUCAGCAUUUGUUUUGAAUUCCCCGAGUUUUUGCUUUCUUUUCCUUCCUCUCUUUCUCCUUUCUUUUCUUUUGCUUUCUUCCUUUUCCUUUCUCUCCUUCCUUCUUUCAUUAUCUUUUCCUUCCUCGUUUUUUCUUUUCUCUCUUCCUCUCCUUCCUUCCCUCGCUCUUUCCUCCCUCCCUCCCU
This is a messenger RNA of Symphalangus syndactylus (siamang), 6611 nucleotides long. RefSeq names its product dehydrogenase/reductase SDR family member on chromosome X. NCBI's taxonomy places the organism in Eukaryota, Metazoa, Chordata, Mammalia, Primates, Hylobatidae. Gene Ontology annotation, molecular function: oxidoreductase activity. The record is from RefSeq and is a predicted model, not a curated record.